This is a messenger RNA of Hevea brasiliensis (rubber tree), 2605 nucleotides long. Its product is annotated as GTP-binding protein OBGC, chloroplastic. Gene Ontology annotation, cellular component: mitochondrion. Gene Ontology annotation, molecular function: GTPase activity; magnesium ion binding; GTP binding. Lineage: Eukaryota; Viridiplantae; Streptophyta; Magnoliopsida; Malpighiales; Euphorbiaceae. The record is from RefSeq and is a predicted model, not a curated record. Bases 79 to 2109 code for a protein of 676 amino acids. The transcript has 7 exons.
UUCCCAUAUACCAUCCAUCUAUCUUCUCAAUCUCAGCCUCGCCUCGUAGCCACUAUCUACUGACUUCUGAGCAGAGAAAUGCGAAUGGCUUCCAUGUCCAUAACCUGCUUCUCCCCGCGAGCUCUAGCUCGCCCGAGAACUGGAAACCGUAUCCCUAAAAUAUCUUCUCCGCAAAGGCUUUCUCGAAGCCUCAGGCGGAACCGCAACUCUAAUUUGAAGCCUCAAAAGAGUACGUACAAAUCUGCACCACAACCACUCACCUUACCCGGAGGCGAAGCUACCACUUACACUAGCCUUCCUUUGAGAGAAGAUUUCACGGCCCCUUCACUUAGUUUUGCAGCAACGGAAUUUAAGCUCUCCGAUUCAAGUGUAGUGGAAAUUGAUGAGGACGCCGAGGUAUACCGUUUGAGUAGCGAAGAAGAAGAAGAAGUUGAAGUAGAAGAAGAUGGCAUGGAUGGUAAUUUACGGGUUGAUUAUGGGAAAUUUGAAGUGUAUGAGGUUAAUUCUGAUGUUGAAGAAGAUGACUAUAACGAUGAUUAUGAGUAUGAUAACGAAGAAGACGAAGAAGAAGAAAUUGUUAGUGGCAAAUCCGUAAAUCAUUACAAUGGCAAUCGCUUUUACGAAACAGAGGAGAAGGAGGAAAUUACCAAUGGCGAAACCGUAUAUCUAUCCGAUUUCGAGGAUGGAGAUGUGAAAGAGAAGGGAGUGCCGGCGGUAAUGCGAUGCUUCGAUCGCGCCAAAAUCUACGUCAAAGCUGGAGAUGGUGGAAACGGUGUCGUGGCAUUUCGGCGCGAGAAAUUUGUGCCCUUGGGUGGCCCAUCUGGCGGGGACGGAGGGAGAGGGGGAAAUGUGUAUGUAGAAGUCGACAGUUCGAUGAAUUCGUUGUUGCCAUUUAGGAACAGAGUGCAUUACAGGGCGGGAAGGGGGUCCCAUGGUCAGGGAAUGAUGAUGAAUGGGGCGAAAGGAGAGGAUGUGGUGGUCAAGGUGGCACCAGGCACGGUUAUUAGAGAGGCAGGGAGAGAGGAGGUGCUGUUGGAGCUGUUGUAUCCAGGACAACGGGCUCUGUUGUUGCCCGGUGGGAGAGGUGGCAGAGGGAAUGCGGCGUUUAAGUGUGGGAGCAAUAAGGUUCCCAGGAUUGCUGAGAAUGGCGAAGAGGGUCCGGAAAUGUGGUUGGAGCUCGAGCUAAAGCUUGUCGCAGAUGUUGGAAUUGUGGGUGCCCCAAAUGCUGGGAAAAGCACACUUUUGAGCGUGAUAAGUGCUGCACAGCCAACAAUAGCAAAUUACCCCUUUACUACUUUACUUCCUAACCUUGGUGUAGUUUCAUUUGAUUAUGAUUCUACAAUGGUAGUAGCAGACCUGCCAGGUCUACUUGAAGGAGCACAUGGCGGUUUUGGUUUGGGCCACGAGUUUCUACGGCACACAGAGAGGUGUUCUGCUCUGGUACAUGUUGUUGAUGGCUCCUCCCAGCAGCCAGAAUAUGAGUUGGAUGCUGUUCGUCUUGAGCUGGAAUUGUUCAGUCCAGAACUUGCUGAGAAGCCUUUUAUAGUUGCCUAUAACAAAAUGGACCUUCCAGAAGCAUAUGAAAAUUGGCCAUCAUUCAAGGAAAGACAAGAAGCUCGUGGGAUGGAGCCUUUUUGCAUGAGUGCUGUGAAGAGAGAAGGCACUCAUGAAGUGAUAUGUGCUGCUUACGAGCUUCUACGAAGAAGUAAAGGAGCCAAUCAAGAGUUUGAAGUUUCAUCUGCUUCAGGUUUGACAAAUCCAGUAAAUUUGAAUCAUGUAGCUGAUAAGGUACAGAAGCAGCGAAGGUCCCCUAUUGAUGACUUUGAGAUCUUUUAUGACAGUGGGUCCAAUAUUUGGCAUGUUGUUGGGUCAGGGUUACAACGUUUUGUUCAGAUGACAAAUUGGCGAUAUGCAGAUUCUGAGAGACGGUUUCAGCAUGUUUUGGAAGCUUGUGGUGUGUAUAAGUCUCUCACAAAGAUGGGUGUCAAGGAGGGUGACACAGUGGUUGUUGGAGAGAUGGAAAUGGUGUGGCAUGAUUCUCCUGGGGGCGCUGGUCCAUCGAAUAUGAAGAAAAGAUUUGAUCCAACGAAAUGGCCUCAGUUGAUGUAAUCCUCUUAUUUUUGGUUGAUCUCAGAAGGUUAAAAGAAUUGGAGGUACUAAUAUAGCUUGAAAUUGAAGUUCAAGAUUUGUCAUAUGGAAUCGAUCUUUAUGAGAGUGAUAUUGACAUGGCAGGAUAGAUACAGCAGCCAAAAGUGUUAAAGCAAAGGCAUAUGAGCUUGUCCUCCAGCGUGCCUGAUGAUGCUACUUGAUGCAAAGAGAUUUCUCAUGCGCUGCAUGAUACCUGAAGCUGAAGAUCCUAGUGCUCAUUUUUUCUUGUUAAUGCUGUCACCACAAGCACAGGCAGAUGCCAAAUGGAGAUUCAAGCUAAUUUAAAUGAUAUUAUUUGAGCGACGGAGAGAAUAUAAUCAGGCAUUCAAUACCUAGAUGGUAUAGAUAUCUAAUUAUUUGUCCCUUUAUUCUUAGCAGAGAUGUUCUACGAAGAGUAAUAAUGUGGUUUUCGCUGAAGGAAAACUAAUCAUAAUUUCAUAACCAUUUAUUCAUUUCA